CUGGAACUUCUCACAAUUUCUACUUUAGAACAACCAUCUGCGACAUCAAUCUACAACCAUGUCAACAGAACUACGAACAUCCACCAGUACAAGCAGCACCAGCAGCACUACAACAUGUAGUGUGCGCACAUCGUUCAUGCUGAAAGAGCCUGGUGAUCGUCGUAUGUCUCCUCGCAAGUCUCUAUUUCAACUCAUGGGGUUCCGAGAUCAAAUGCAAAAGCAGCAUUCCUUCACACCGCGCAUGAGUCGUCUGAGUACUUUGUCUUUCGGGGGAAUGGCCGAUUUUGCGGAUUUGGACCUGUCGAAAUCGCAGCAACAAUGCGAGAAUGUAGUAGAGCAUCACGACUAUGAUCAUGGAGAUUAUGUGGUAGAUUCCGAAGAAGCAUUUUGGUGCCAACGAAACGAUAGCAGAAGGUCAUUGGGCAGCACGGACAGCAACAGCAGUGGAAAUCUCCUGACAGAUUUUGCUCAGGCAAGAGUGAGAACCUUUGCCAACAACAUGCAUGCCAUUGCCGAUAUUCUAGUUCAUCCAUUUGUGGAAGGAGCCGAGUAUGAUGCAGACAGCGAGAUGGACGGUGGCAGUGAUUAUUUGACAACUUGAACCAAAAGCAAGCACAACGCUGUUAUUACGAGUGAACUGAUCAAUGCAUUCAAAUUAGUAUCAUUUUUAGCUUAAGAGGAGAGCUGACAACUCAGCUUCACAAAAGGGAACCUAACUAAAAACUACUAGUAGACAAGAUAUAAAGGAGAUGAAGAGGGGAUAUCUCUAGCUGAUACCCUGUGCCAAGAUCGUAGGUAGCCGCGAAGACUUGAAAAAGGGCUUGUCAAGAAGAGAGCCAAUAUCCUAGCCAGAGCCACCUGAGCAUGGCUAACCUCGG
Molecule: messenger RNA, 878 nt
Organism: Seminavis robusta
Lineage: Eukaryota; Bacillariophyta; Bacillariophyceae; Naviculales; Naviculaceae
Source: the annotation of a GenBank genome assembly